Trichobilharzia szidati is the source of this 646-nucleotide messenger RNA. The record is from the annotation of a GenBank genome assembly. NCBI's taxonomy places the organism in Eukaryota, Metazoa, Platyhelminthes, Trematoda, Strigeidida, Schistosomatidae.
UUAUUUUGCACGUGUGCUUAGUAAAUGUUCGAAAAUUGAGAGCGAUGCGUGCAGUUAGUGUAUUGACGAUGCUGUUAGUAAUAAUACUGUGGUCAGGAGUCACUGUUAUAUACUGUUACAAAGUCAACUUAAUGUGCAACUUGCUUGCACUUGCUAUAACAGCUUUUGUGGGAAUUAUAUCAAUCACUGUUGGGUUCACAUCGAGACCAUUGUCAGACAGAGGAUAUUUUGUGCUAUACCUGAUAUCUGUGGUAUUAAUCCUAAUAGGAUUUGUCUUCUACCUUAUUUUUCAAAUAUUCCGUUUUCCAUACAAUCUAGUUAGUGGCACACUCGUCGUCAUUGGAGAAGCGCUUGUUAUAUACUAUAAUUCAUCAUGGCUGAGAUACACUACAGACACAACACUGAAAUCAGCGAUGUUUAAAACCUAUCUGGAAUGCUUCUACUUAAUAGGAGUAUUUUUAACAAUCGUCAGCUGUGAAGACAAAACAAUAUGCGAUAAACUCUCUAACAAAACUGGAGAUGAGUCAUAGUUAAUCAUCCAGCGAAUAUAUAUGAGAAAUUAAAGUUUUAAUGUGUGCAUUGAUUUCUGUCUUUAAUGAUUUUCUAGAUCCUUAAUAUUCUUUCUAUAUUGAAACCCUACUAAUUU